AUGUUGACCAGAUCUCGCGCCCAAUCAAAACGAAAGGAAUCUUCGUUCACAGAAAAUUCCAGUGCCACACAAGAGGUUUCACCGGCCAAAUGCAAUGGGUCAGCACCGGUUGCACCUGCUUCGCCCGUGUUGCCACCAGCGUGUGUUCCGGAAUCCCAUGAACCUCGGUCUUUGAUUCCUCCCGUAUUUGCCCUUGUUGCGUCUCUUGCUUUCGGUGCUUGCUACAUAAAUUUCGGAUCCCCUGGGAUGGGCGAAUAUAUCUCCGCCGCCUGCUGUGGCGUUUUGGGGCUUUUACUGUUUGUUUCCAUGGCCUUCAUCCCCGACGGUCCGUUCAUCCGACCUUCUCAAAUCAUGUGGCGCAUUGCUCUUGGCAUUGGCCUUUUUUACAUGUGUAUCCUGAUUCCGUUCCUUUUUAUUCCUCUUGAGACUGCGCGCGAGGCUCUGCGCAUUGUUUUCGACAGCCGCCUCGGCGUUCCAUUGCCAUCCCGUUCAUACGCAGAAGCCUGUGGGCUGGACACGUGGCAAACCAUUUUCGACCAGCUCGAUGUUUUUGUGGCGCUUCACAUUUUUGGCUGGGUCUUUAAAGCACUGAUCUAUCGAGAUGUUUUUUUCUGCUGGAUUUUGAGCAUUGCCUUUGAGCUUUUGGAGUAUGCACUACAACAUCAGCUCCCGAAUUUUGCAGAAUGCUGGUGGGAUCAUUGGAUCCUAGAUGUGCUUCUAUGCAACGCCAUUGGAAUCCUCGUGGGACUGGUUCUGGGCCGCUUUCUUUGCGUCAAGCCGUUCGCAUGGGCAUAUUCUAGCUCUCGUUUCGAGCAAAAACCCACCUCUUUGGCCACGAAAUCCUUCAAAAACUAUCUUCAAGUCCUGUUUCUGCUGGUUGGCUCUUUGACUGCCGAGAUCACCUGCUUCUAUAUUAAGCAUCUGCUGUGGAUUCCGACCGUGCAUCCGCUCAAUGCCUUUCGCUUACUUUUGAUAGUCUUUCUUGGUUCUGGAGCUGUGCGUGAAUUUUACGACCUGUUUUCUAAAGACUGCCAUAAAUCAUCCACGACUCAAAAAGCUCGGCCCUUCGCUGCUGUCACAUCGAUCAUCCUUAUCUUCGAGUCGAUCAUCUGCGUACGGUGGGGACAAGACCAGUUUCCGAAUCCAGCUCCAUUGGAGGUGAAAGUUUGUGCACUUUUUGCUGCUUUUGUUCUUCUUGUCCUUAUUCCAACAUUAUUAUUUAUCCUGCCCUCAAUAUUCGGUAAGCAUAAGAAGGAGUCCAAGUAA
Mitosporidium daphniae is the source of this 1266-nucleotide messenger RNA. RefSeq lists its product as uncharacterized. Gene Ontology annotation, biological process: phosphatidylserine biosynthetic process. Gene Ontology annotation, molecular function: L-serine-phosphatidylethanolamine phosphatidyltransferase activity. Bases 1 to 1266 code for a protein of 421 amino acids. The record is from RefSeq and is a predicted model, not a curated record. Lineage: Eukaryota; Fungi; Microsporidia. The transcript has a single exon.